Molecule: messenger RNA, 642 nt
Organism: Entamoeba invadens IP1
Lineage: Eukaryota; Evosea; Mastigamoebida; Endamoebidae
Product: GTP-binding protein yptV5, putative
Exons: 4
Coding region: 1-642 (213 amino acids)
Biological process (GO): phagosome-lysosome fusion
Cellular component (GO): phagocytic vesicle; lysosome; late endosome
Molecular function (GO): GTP binding; GTPase activity
Source: RefSeq, a predicted model, not a curated record
AUGAGCUCGAAGAACAAGCGCCCUUUAAUAAAAAUGAUAUUAAUUGGUGAUUCUGGUGUUGGGAAGUCAUGUUUGAUGAAUCAGUUCAUAAAUAAAGCCUUUGUCUCUGAAUACAAAGCGACAAUAGGUGCAGAUUUUUUGACACGUGAGCUUGACGUUAAUGGCGACCAAGUAGCUUUGCAAGUGUGGGAUACUGCUGGCCAUGAAAAGUUCAUGAGUUUUGGGCAAGCAUUUUACCGAGGGAGUGAGUGUUGUUUUCUUGUGUGCGACGUGACCAACGAAAAGUCGUUUGAGAGUUUAGACACCUGGAAAGCCGAAUUCAUCAAAGGUGCGUGUCCAUCCAACCCAUCUGAAUUUCCAUUUGUCGUAUUAGCCAACAAAGUUGACGAAGAUGCAAACACUCGUGUCGUUACAGCACAACAGCUGAAAGAUUGGUCUUCUCGAAACAAUGAUAUCCCUUAUUAUGAAACAAGUGCAAAGACAGGCAUGCAUGUCGAAGAAGCUUUCAUCAAUGUAGCAAAUCGUGUCAUGAAAGCAAUUAAAAAGGAUACUUCCUCUCAACCUCCAAUUGCAACUAUUUCUCUUGAGUCUACCACUCCCCAAGAAAAGCCUCAAGAACCCUCAAAAAAUGGAUGCUGCUAA